Episyrphus balteatus (marmalade hoverfly) is the source of this 6251-nucleotide messenger RNA. It is a transcript of the gene Fbl6, whose product is annotated as F-box/LRR-repeat protein 6. NCBI's taxonomy places the organism in Eukaryota, Metazoa, Arthropoda, Insecta, Diptera, Syrphidae. Gene Ontology annotation, cellular component: SCF ubiquitin ligase complex. Gene Ontology annotation, molecular function: protein binding. The transcript is spliced from 10 exons. The coding region runs from base 1322 to 3607 and encodes 761 amino acids. Gene Ontology annotation, biological process: SCF-dependent proteasomal ubiquitin-dependent protein catabolic process. The record is from RefSeq and is a predicted model, not a curated record.
AAAACUACACAACAAAAAAAAAAAAAAAAACAGCCAGAUUAAAAAAGUUCUCUGUAUCGCCAAGUAGUGUGUGAAUACGUCGGAAAUUGGAAAAAAACGAGCGCAAUCAAAUUUUCGCGACAAUCGUUUCAAAAAUAUCUGGAAAAAAUCUACCUUAAAACUCAAUCAAAACAUUCAAAAUGUUCCAAUUGUGAAUUUGUCCAAAAAUAUUUCAAUCAAAAUUUAUCUCCAUCCAGCAUUUUUACAAGUGAAACUUUUUUCUUUUUUUUUUGCACUUUUUUCCAUUUUCUUUUUGGUCAAUUUGGUUUUUUUUCUCCAUCGUUUUUUUGUGUGAGGUGUUUACUCGAGAAAAAAAAGCAGAGAAAAAGAUAUGAUACAAGUUUAUAUUUGAUGACCUAAAAAUGCAUUCUGUCUCCUUUUAACAUGCACUUGUUUACUUGGUAACACCGCAAUGUAUGCACCGAUCAAGUAUAUUGCUGACUCUUUUAUACAGAUAAAUUGUUGCUAAUUCUCUUUUUCGUGCUGCUGUCUUGUCUAGUGGUGUGGUGAAAGAUUUGAAAGAAUUCAAGUUGAAGUGUUUUUUUUUUUUGUCUUUCUUGUGUUUGUGUAGUUAAAAAGUUGGGGGAGAGAAGGAGAAAGAAUAUAAAAAUUCUCUCGCGACGACUCCAUUUUCAUAUCGUUCGUUGGAAUUUUUGUGUUUCGAUAUUUCUUUUUAAUUGUAUGUGAGAAACUCGACUCGCGCCGCACAAGAGUGAGAAGAAAUUCACCACAUUUCUGGUGUUGUUGAAUUGUGUGUAGUUGUAGUUUCGUUAAAAAAAAUCAAAAAUUUUAUAUACACCUUAUUUCUUGUCGUUCGCAAACGGAGUUUCGCCUUCGCCUCAUAAAAAAAAGGAAAUAACACCAUCGCAUUGCGUUGAAAAAUUAAAAUUUUUCUUAUCUGUUUUUGCGUACGGUGGAAAGAAAAUUCAUAAAAAGUGCAUUAACUUUUGUGUAAAAUGUUGAUAACACAAGUGGCUAAAAGAAUAAUGACCUAAAAAAGAAUAAAAGAAACAUUGAAUAGUGUUGUUACAUCCUUAAUAUUCAUUUCUCUUUAUCGACAAACGACACAAUCAAAAACGGAGGUAGUGUUGUGUUUACAAUAUUAUUUAUGACAUUUUGAGAAAGAGACAGCACUUGCUGAAUUUCAUCGAAAUUAUUUCUCUAACUUUUUUUUUUGAUUGUUUUUAUUUUUCUUGUAACUGUAAAAAACCAGUUAAACAAAUGUAGAACCUGCAAAGACUUCUCAAAUAACAUUCAGUUAAAACACAACCAAAAACACAGAAUGGAUUUUUCUGAAGAUAAAACUGAAGCAGCCUCUAUGCAAACAGACGCUGAAAAUGAACCCAAACGAUCAAACUCUGAAUCUGGUGAAGAACUUAAUAACAUUGCAAGUGUAUCACCAAAAGAUGCAUUUGAUAAAAAAAGAGAAACUCGUUCCAAAUAUGUAGAUUCCGAAGCAAAAGAGUCGUCAGCUUCAAAUUUUAGCAACAAUUUUGAAAUAACCAAUCAAAUGAAAGAAGAUAAAGGCAUUUGUAGGCCGCAAGGAGGAAACACAAAGCAAUCACAGGGUCCAGAAACGAUUGAUAAUGUUUCACAAGAGUCUUCAGUACCAGACAAUAUUCUGUCACCUCCAAAGUCAGAAACUCAAACAGAUGAAACAAAUACUGCAACAUCAUCGCCAGCUUCAGAAUCACAACUUUCACCAACUGUUGGCCGAGAUGGUUCAACUGUUGGUGGUGGUGGUGGUUUGGCUGUAGGAACAACUACAGCGGCAGCCACAUCAGCACAAUCUGGGGAAUCAUCAGCGGUCUCACCAGCGUCAGGUAGUGGCGAUCAAUCACCGAGAGUCGUCCAACCAAUCAAUAUCAUCGCCAACGGAACAAUUCCCAAAUCUGGGAAACCACUCAUGUUGCCGAUGAACAAGAAAAUAAGCAAACCAAAGUCCAGUAAACAAAAGAAGUCAAAAGCCUUGGUUGCGAUAUAUGAGAGUGAGAUUAGUGACAAUAAAAUUGGCAUUAAACUCUGUAUCAAAAAAUCAGACAGCGGCAACACACCAACAAAAACUAAACCGAAUAGGAAAAGAUCGCGCAAAUCGAAAACACGUGUCGAUAGUGAUGAUUCUGAGUACGAAACAAAACGUCGACGAGAAAGACCAACAAAUAACAAUUCUGAUCGACCUAAACGGGGUGAUGCAACAAAUUUUAAGGAACCCGUCGAGCAAAGUGCCUGGGGAUCAACAAUUCCCGAAAAUGUGCUCUUAAAAAUUUUUCAAAAUGUUGUUGAAAAAGAAGGACCUCUGCCGACGCUAUUUAGAUUAGGACGAGUUUGUGCUCUAUGGCGCAAUGUUUCAUUGACUUCGUCCCUAUGGCGCUCGAUGGACCUUAGCACCUGGGUUAAGGAAAAAUAUCGCACAGAAUUAAAGCUCAAGUGGUUUAUUGAAAAUAGAGGAAGAGGAUGCACCGAUUUGAAUGUUUCCAACUGGAAAGUAACGGAUAUAUCAUGCAUCCUUGCCAAACUAUCGGAAAGCUGUCCCAAUCUAACUGGUAUUACAUUAAACGGCUGGAAAGGCUUCACAUCGGAUCAUCUAACAUUUCUUGUUGACAACAUACCAAAACUUGAGCGUUUAGACUUGAGUUCGAUAAACGUCGAAAUGAAUGCAAGCAAAAGUGCUGUUGGCCUGCAAUCCUUGUGCAAUUCCUUACAAACAAUCAAUGGUCGCCUAACCCAUUUGCAUUUGGCUCACAACAGACUUGCUGGAAUACCACAAAUUUUAACAAUAUUAGCAUCACAUUGUCCCAAUUUGGUUCUUCUUGAUCUCUCAAAUGUUCGUACGGCAGCCAUUUCGCAUGGAAUUUUGCACGUAGAAAAACUUCAACAUGGUUGUCAGAAAUUAAAAGUGCUACGUGUUACCAAUUCUCAUGUAACUCUCAGUCAGGCUUCAAUUCAGGAAGCGAUGGACUCUCCUGGUUUCCCCGAUCUUGAGGAACUCUCUGUGGCAGCCCUAACAGACGAAUCUCGACUCAUAAGCGACGAACAUCUGCAAAGGAUUUUAAAGAGCAGUUCCAAACUGAAGUUAUUAGAUGUAAGAGGAUGUACGCGUUUAACGCACGAAAGUCUUAUUCGUUUACCAGCCUGGGAUAUAAAACAUUUAUUUUUAUCUGGAUGUUCUGUUACGAGAGAUGUUGGAUCCGGUUUGGAGUUGAUAGCUUCUAAGUGGGCGCAUAGUUUAGUUGAAAUAGAUUUGGCCUGGGCAAAUGUGCAACAACCUCUUGAUAAUGCUCUAAGAGCGCUGGCGGAAAAGGGAAGCGAAUCUCCAUUGAGUCAUCUCAACCUUUGUGGAUCAUCGGUUUCUGAAGAUGCUGUUAAGGAAAUUUUAGCGAAUUGCCCGAACAUGAACUCGAUAAAUUUGUCUUCAUGUCGUGGCUUACCGCGCGGUGUAAAACGCCUAAUGCAUGGACCAACAGAAAUACAAGAACUGAGAGAAGUUCUUAAAGUCCAGAUGAAAGUUAAACUACCCGCAGAAUUGAGUCAACGACAAGUCAAAACUGAUGAUCCUGUUGCAAAUUGAUGUCACACCACCACACGAACCAAUAGAGAAGUAUCAAUUUAAGAACAGGAAGUCAUUUUAGAAAUAGAUAUAAAUUUUAGUUUUUAGUCAAGACAAAAACAAAAAAAAAAAAAAAAAAGAGAAGAAAAACACAAAAUAAGAAACAACUUCACACAAUUUACACUCUAAAAAAAAACUCACACACACAACAAACAUCAGCAGCACUCAGGAUAGAAAUGUUGCUUUUUUUAUUAGUAACAAAUUUCAUGCUUUUUAAGGAUUUUAACCAAAAAUAAUACGACAAAUAGUAAGGAUGGUGCAAUAAGCAACAACAAAAACAUUUCAAAACAUACAAAUCCUAAAAUAUUGAAUUGCUCAAAGCUUCUAGAGAAGUGGAAAAAUAUUCUAUGGUGAAAUUUGGGAUUAAUUAAGAGGAUCUUUCAUUUCUGUUCAAUUAAGUGUGUAUUUUUUGGUAGUCCACUCUUUUCUUAUAUGUAUAUAUUUCAUUGCGCAAGUUUGUAUUUGCUUUGCAAAAGUGCAUUUCCAAAAACGUUUAUUUGAAAACCCCAGCGCAUGCGUCGAUUGAAUACUUCCGGGGAAGUAUUUCGAGAAUAUUUGUUUCCCUUUGCGUUAAUAAUGGUGAAUAAGAGUGCAAAAUUUAAGGAAGCACAAUACAUUUCCCCGGGAGUUUUCAUUCAGAAUAUGCCUGUUUACUACUCCUCGAAUAUACUCACAGCGGUCCCUUCAACGACAGUAUUAACUUGGUUAUUGGACAGCCUCUUAGAUUUGGGUGAUUUCCUCUAAUUUCAGAACGAUACUCAUGCAAGUCUGCGAAGGUAUCCUGAACCUUCUUCGCAAUAAAAAAAAAACCUGCAUUUCCAGCUGUGUAUUAUGGUUCCUAAGAGUAUUAUACUGACCUUCAGUGUUCCAGGAUGAUAGUGAUAUCUGAUAUGUAUAUUUAUGUUCACAAACUAAAAUAAAAGGUUUAAUGAGGUUGCUUAACUUAUGUAGACUUUGGUACUCUCACACCAGGCUAGCCGAUUUGUGAUUGGUACAAAAUCUGAAAUUUGAAUUAAACGACGUGUUAUAAGUUCUGAAGAUUCUUUUGACGUCUACGGGUAAGCUUGAUCAUUUUGCUUAUUGCAGAGUUCUUUGGCUGAAAAUUUUCUUUGCAGUAAAGAAAAUUCUUCGCGUAUAGCAUCAAAAGAGCUGUUUUUGAUUUAUAGUACAUAUUUGUGAUUUCGAUUUUUUCGAGUCCUAGAUGUUGUUUGAGAGGGAUAAUUUUUUGCGUAAUAUUUAUUUACUGCUACAGGAUCUUCUGUACCUACUUUGUGUUUGAUUUGAGUCCAAAAGUUUUCUUUGUAUCAGCCAACAAGACUUUUGAUGUCACUUCCCUCCAUUGUGAAUGACUAACUCAAAAUCUUUUUCGCAACAGUCCAGCAUGGAUUUCGGGCUCAACCAACAAGCCUCUCUAGCCUUCUAAGAUGUGGUCAUCCACUUCUCUUCCAUCAUUUCCACCUUCAUUCAGGCAUCCUCAAGUACAAGUUUCUUGACUUGUUGAAUGCUUUCAUCCGUAAAACAAGUAAGCGGAGUUCUGAGCAGUAGUCGACUUCCAUACUCUCUCUGCCUCUUUUAAACUCACUUGACCACUUUUGCACAGUAAAAUGAUAACGAAGGAGAACAAUCUUGGCAAACACCAUCCACCAUCUUUUCAUGAAUUAUUUUUUGACUUUUUCACACCGACUCAGUCGCGUAACAUUCCUUAUGUCUCUGCAUGCGUGCUAAAAUAACUUUGAAUUGAUUUGAAUUCAAAGUUAGAAAUAUCUGCAUGGAUUUAACAAAAUUACGCUGAGAUUUCUCAUUGGAUUUAUAACAGUAAAAUAUUUUUAACGAAUUCUAAUAAAUUAAAAUUCCUAUUGCAAUCGGGCUAAAUUUUCACAUCCAGAUUGUAAGGUGGUGUAAAAAACAUGCCUUUCUUAUUGAGAUUAUAAUCCCAUACAAAGUAAAAAAAACUAUAUUGGUAUAUUUUGCCAACCAAUAUGAAAACAAUACAGAUGUUAUCAUUACCGUUUAAUGGCUGUGUUCCUUUGGGCUCAGCAAAGUACUUUUUAGUACUUCUGAAUCCAUUCAAAGACAUUUUUUCCAUAGAAGAAAUGGAGUUGAAUACAACCAGAAGUACUUAGCAGUAGAUACUUUAGGCCAAAGGAACACAGCUAAUAAUUUGGCAUGCUGGAAAAAGUCCUUAAAAACAUAUUUUUAAACUUUGAAUUACUUUUUUUCCUCCUUUAAAUUAAGCUAAAAUGCAGCUGCUAGGAUUAACAGACGACAUUUAUUUCGAGUUUUCAACAACCCAAUAUUUUUGUAAAUUAUCCCUAUUAAAUUUUUUGAUACAGUUUUCUUGGCUCCUUGCGACGGCGUUUAUUUGUUGUAUUAUAUUUGGUUAAAAUUCCUGAAUAAUUUUUUCAACAAAUACGUCACUCCACAAACAAAAAGUUAAUCAUCUAUGUAACUAUAUCCUGCCUAAACCAUACACCCCCUCUCAUUUCUUUGUCAUUCUGUGUGUAACAAACGUUAAAAAUUUAAUUGUAUUUUUGUUAUUUGCAAUCAUUAUGGUGAGUACAUUUUUAACCAUUUUUACAAUAUAUUAAAAAUAUAUUGUAUAUUA